Sitophilus oryzae (rice weevil) is the source of this 622-nucleotide messenger RNA. RefSeq names its product cuticle protein 3-like. The record is from RefSeq and is a predicted model, not a curated record. Gene Ontology annotation, cellular component: chitin-based extracellular matrix. NCBI's taxonomy places the organism in Eukaryota, Metazoa, Arthropoda, Insecta, Coleoptera, Curculionidae. The coding region runs from base 231 to 572 and encodes 113 amino acids. The transcript is spliced from 3 exons. Gene Ontology annotation, molecular function: structural constituent of chitin-based larval cuticle.
UUAUGAACGAAACUAUAGUUAGUACAGCGUUUUAUUAUUAUCAUUUCACCUUUGAACUUGCUAUUGCACGACUUAUGAUCGUGGCGUUGCCAAACUAGUGCCCUUUUGCAUUUUGUGUACUCUUGGUAGCUUCGGUGGCUUCUGCCAGACCUCAAAGAGAAGAAAGAGGUUUCGCCAACCCAGAAUACUACCACCAAAAGUCUCCAUUAAAUGACGUACCGAUCCUCCAUAUGGAAGUGAGCAACAAUGGAGAAGGAGCCUACAAGUUCGCAUAUGAGACUGGCAACAAAAUUGCCCAACAAGAAGCAGGUGAUGGAGCUACAGCUCAAGGAUCCUAUGCCUACACAGCACCAGACGGCCAGCAAAUCGCCAUGUCCUACGUUGCUGACGCCAACGGAUUCCACCCUCAAGGUUCCCACGUUCCAGUAGCACCUCCCAUGCCAGAACUCAUUAAGAGGGCGGUUGAACAGAACUUAGCUGACGAAGCAAGAGGUAUUUUCGAUGACGGUCAGUACAGGGAGCAACAGGAAGCACUGCCUGUACCUGCCCUUCCUCAGCAAUACCGAGUGUAAAUGAUAUUUUGCGAAAUUUUGCUUGUAUGGUCAUUGUAAAUAGUGUAGGU